This is a messenger RNA of Oikopleura dioica, 654 nucleotides long. The record is from the annotation of a GenBank genome assembly. NCBI's taxonomy places the organism in Eukaryota, Metazoa, Chordata, Appendicularia, Copelata, Oikopleuridae.
AUGAACUUUCUCAGAAACUUGCUUCACGGGCAGCGCCACUUGACCAUGCGAACUCUUCCCAAAGUCGGUCCUGUGGCCGAAGAACAUCAUGUGAAUGGCAACUCGCUGUUUGAAUUCCCGGAUAACACCCAGUCCAUUACUUUCGGACUGGGCUGCUUCUGGGGCGCGGAACGACGAUUCUGGGAGCAAAAGGGAGUUUGGUCCACUCAAGCUGGCUAUGCAGGCGGCGGGUACCCGAAUCCGACCUAUGAGGAGACUUGCAAAGGACAUGCGAUGAAGAAUCAACAUGCUGAGGUUGUCCGAGUCGUUUAUGAUCCAUCAGAAGUGCCGCUCGAGAGCCUCAUCCAAGUCUUCUGGGAAGCUCACGAUCCAACUCAGGGCGACCGACAAGGAAAUGACCGAGGGCCCCAGUACCGCAGCGCUAUUUACACCAACAGUGAAGAAGAUCUCGCUCUUGCCCGCUCCUCUCGCGACUUUUACCAAAACGAAUUGAAGAAAAAGAACAUCAACUCCGUAAUCACUACUGAAAUUAAAAUGCUGGACGAGUUCUACUACGCCGAAGACUACCAUCAACAAUAUUUGAGCAAGAACCCAUGGGGUUAUUGUGGCCUCAAGGGUACUGGUGUUUCAUGCCCGCUUCCACCGAAGAAAUAA